UUUCUAAUUUGUCUAUUUAUGUGCAGAUACAAAAUUCCAAUUUUUCGUAGUUGCCUUAGGAAUGUCAUUAACAUGAGUGGAAAUACAACACUUCAGUUUGUUCCUUUUGCGAGUUCUGUCAACUCGGGAUUCUGGAGCAAGUUAAGUGAGAACAAAUUAAACCUGUACAAGCUGGAUGACUCGAGAAAACCUGUCGCAGGUUUUUACACGAAUUCUGAUGUUGAAGGUCUCCCAUGCAGACAUAGUGUGGAGUACUCUGCUUUUGAUAACACCACACAACCGCCCCCUUUGUGUUUCGCAUCUACAGGUGGAUUAUACAAUAAAAACACAAUUGAAGACUUUAAAGUUUGUGACAAAAAUGCACUCUUAAACAAAGAAGGUGAUUUGCUUUGGGAAGCCAUUGUUAGCAGAAAAGCAAUUAAACACCCCCAUUUACUGUCACGGUUCUUUGUUCUAAGUUUUUCUGAUUUGAAAAAGUUCAAAUUCACAUAUUGGUUUUCAUUUCCUGCAUUUAUUCACUCUUCUCCAAUAUCAGUAUCAUCAUGCGCUCCUAUCUCUGCCACUGCUAGCAAUGAGUUUAUCACUAACUUAAUAAAAUCCAUUGACUGUUUUUGCACAGAGCAAGGCAGCCUUCCUGGAUUCUUCCUCAUCUCAACCUCCAAUACAUUUGGUUCAGAUGAAGAUAUAACGUCACACACCUUGAGUGAGUUUAAUUCCCUUGUUAACCAGAAUCGAAAAAUCACUUUUGCCUUUUCUGAUCCAUCAACACUAUCUGAUUACCCUGGAUGGCCACUUCGGAACUAUUUAACAUGCAUUGCUUAUCACUGGGCGGAAAAACUUAAGGGGGAAGUUAAUGUUCUAUGUUAUCGUGACCGAACACAAAUGGGGAAAAGAAAUGCAACCCAUAGCCUUGUUUUACGAGUUCAUAUUGAUUCAGUUACUGAACGCCCUGCUGGCUUGACAGGUUGGGAAAAGAAUCGAAAAAACAAGCUGGGUCCUCGUGCUGUAGAUUUAGGAGAAAGCAUGGACCCAGAGAAGCUAGCAGAAUCUUCAGUCGAUUUAAACUUGAAGUUAAUGAAAUGGCGACUGAUGCCAGCAUUGGACCUGGACAAAAUUUCAUCAUGUAAGUGUCUUCUUCUUGGCUCAGGGACACUGGGUUGUAAUGUGGCGAGAGGUUUGUUAGGUUGGGGUGUUAAAAAUAUCACUCUGGUUGAUAAUGGAAAGGUGUCUUUCUCAAAUCCUGUUCGGCAAACUUUGUUUGAAUUCUCUGAUUGUAGCACCGCUGGUGGAAGACCUAAAGCAAUUGCAGCAGCUGAAAGGUUGAAAAAAAUAUUCCCCGGAGUUAAUUCACACGGCAUUGAACUCUCAAUUCCUAUGCCUGGUCACCCUGUUCAUAAAAGUGAUGAACUAAUUGAAAAAGUAAAGUCUGAAGUGGCGACAUUAGAAAGUUUGAUUGACAGUCAUGAUGUUGUGUUUCUUCUAAUGGACACCAGGGAAAGUAGGUGGUUACCAACUUUAAUUGCAGCUGCAAAAACUAAACUUGUAAUCAAUGCAGCACUGGGUUUUGACUCUUACUUAGUUAUGAGGCAUGGUGUUAUCUCAAAGGAAUCCACAAUAAAACUCGGCUGUUAUUUUUGUAAUGAUGUUGUAGCUCCUGGUAAUUCUGUGCAUGACCGUACUUUAGACCAGCAAUGCACGGUAUCUAGACCUGGUGUUUCAAUGAUAGCAGCCGCACUUGCGGUGGAACUGAUGGCUUCCAUUCUCCAACAUCCGUCUGGAUCACUCGCAGCUCCAGAGCCGGGAUCUCACUCCAUCCCACCAUCUGUUCUCGGUCCUGUACCGCAUCAAAUUCGUGGUUUUAUGUCAAGCAACCAAGUUAUCUACCCUACUGCUCAAUGCUUUAGUAAGUGCACUGGUUGUUCGAAAACUGUAAUAGAUGCGUACCUUGCCCAUGGGUUUAACUUUUUACUGGACGUUUUCAAUUCUCCUGCAACAUAUUUGGAAGAUAUAACUGGUUUGACGCAGCUACACCUAGAAACUGCUGCUGCGGAAGCAGAUGUCUUAGAGUUUAGUGAUAAUGAAAGUGUAUGAUCAUUUUUUGUAGAGAAAGAAUGUAUGAUAAAGAUAUUAUCUGAUACCCCUGGACCUACCUACCAACUUGUUGAUAAAUAUAUAACAGCUGAGUGGUAAAUACAUACCCCACUUGUUAAUUGCUUGCAUCACAAGAAAAUGACAAAUGUGUAAAAUAGAUUCACCAAACAAAAUUAUUGAAAAUAUUAACUAAAUUGGUUACAUUUUGUCAAAGUUUAUUAUUUAAUUAUUGUCGCUCGUUCUUCAUCGUAUUAUUUACAAGUUUUAAGAUUUUUGUGCAAUUGUUUUUUGUGAAAUGCUUGCAGUUUGUUCACCGUGAAAUAAUAUUAUAAUUGAAGUUUAUAAAGCAUAAGAAUAUUGUUGGUAUUUGAUUCACAG
This is a messenger RNA of Ciona intestinalis (vase tunicate), 2469 nucleotides long. RefSeq names its product ubiquitin-like modifier-activating enzyme ATG7. Gene Ontology annotation, cellular component: cytoplasm; phagophore assembly site. Gene Ontology annotation, molecular function: Atg8 activating enzyme activity; Atg12 activating enzyme activity. Gene Ontology annotation, biological process: piecemeal microautophagy of the nucleus; autophagosome assembly; protein modification by small protein conjugation. Lineage: Eukaryota; Metazoa; Chordata; Ascidiacea; Phlebobranchia; Cionidae. The record is from RefSeq and is a predicted model, not a curated record.